AUGCCAACUUUCCAAUACUCGCCGCCUGAUCUGGACCAGGCUCCACAACCCGUUCCGCGCUGGAAAUUCAUUCUACAAAUCAUUAAGAUUGGAUUGCUGCUGACGCUAUGGAGCUUCUUCACAACAGUAAUUAUCAUAUCGCCCGUCCAUGAAAUUGACAUCUCGGUGGUGACCAUUUUGCCCAAUGAGACCCUGGUCCGAGGUCUAGUUUCAUUGAAGGGUAUCGCCAGGAUCACACUGCAAGGAACUAUCACUGCGGUCCAGAAGAAUUUACCGGGCAGAGAGGACAUCGUACCCGCGGUUAGCAUGCACCUGGAGUGGCUGGACUCCAUCUCAAAUCAAACCACCCAGCGGACGGACAUGUGGCAUGUGUACCUGAAUAAGGAUCUUAAAAAGUUUGUUAGGAUCUCCCAGCUCUUUUACAAACCGGAUAUGAGGGGGAAUGAAGUUCGAGGGCUAUUGAUGCUGGAGGGCAAGGGAGACAUUCCGUUGGCCCUGAUCAUGGAAACCGAUUCCAGUCCCAUGUUAACAAAAUUCGGGGUUAUAUAUUGCGUCCUCUUGCUCCUGGGCCUGUACAUCAUAAUCUUCUUCGAGCUGACGGAUCCCACGCUUGGCGUCAUCCUGAUGGCCACCACUGCAUUGGCCACUCUGACGGCACUGGGAGAGCGUCCCAGUCUGCCAUUGAUUACCUCUUGGGUGGACUUUCGAGUUAUUAUGUUCAUGCUCAGCAUGAUGAUCAUUUCGGGGAUAACGUCUGAGAGCGGCAUCCUCGAUUGGCUGGCCAUCCAAAUUUAUCGCAUCUCGAAGGGCCAAAAGUGGUUAAUACUCAUUUUCCUGGCCCUAGUCACGAGCCUCCUGUCCAGUUUGAUUCCCAAUGUGACGCUUGUGUUCCUGAUGGGUCCCAUUGCCGUUAUGCUAUGCGAGGCGGCUCUUGUGCAAACACAGUUCGUCCUUUAUGUGGUGCUUGUCUACGCAAAUAUCGGCGGAGCUUUUACCCUUGUAAGCGACCCACUCAAUAUGAUAAUAGCCACCAACACGGACGUGGAUUGGAUCGACUUCACCGUACACAUGUUCCCGGGCGUGGUGUGUGCGCUAAUUGUGGGAUUGCCCGUCAUUUAUCUAACGAUGCGAAAGAAAUUCAGCCAAUUGGAAGACACCCAGAUCUUGGUUACGGAGGAACGCAGGACGACAAGUAAAGACCUAAUCCGCCAGGUUGCGCAACGGGAGGCUUUGUUAAGGAUGCGCGAACCCUUGAGGUCAUGCAUCAGACCGUCGUCCAACUACUUCAAGACCCUGGCAUAUCUGGAGAUCCACUAUGGCAUCAGUGACAAGAAGCUGCUGGCGAAGUGCAUGAUUGUGCUGAUCUUAGUCGAGAUGCUUUUUGUAUUGCACACACACCCCUUAGUGCCGGGUGCCUCACUGCACUCAGUGGCCCUUAUGGGAGCCCUUUUAUUGGUCAUCCUGACCAAGCUGGACGACAUGGAGACGGUGCUCCGUUACCUAGAUUGGUCGGUUGUGCUCUUCUUGAGCGCCCACUUUGUGUUUAUAGCGGUGGUGCAUGAGCUGGGCCUAGUACCCUGGCUGGGCGAUUUGGUGGUCAAGGUGAUUUCCAGCGUGGAGACGCGUCACCAGAAGACGGUGGCCAUUCUGUUGAUCAUCUGGCUAACAGCCUUCCUGGCGGCCAUAGUCAAUAAUAUAGCGGUGACCGAAAUGUUGCUGGGACUGAUCCAAGAAUUGACGAUGCAUCGGAAAAUCAAUGUACCGCUAUCGCCACUCAUAUGGGCCUUGGCUUAUGGCGCCUCCUUUGGCGCCAAUGGAACUCUCUUGGGGUCCCAUUCCAAUUUGAUAGGAGUGGUCGUUGCCAGACGAUUUGGCUAUCAUAUUACCUUCCUGCAGUUCUUCCGGUACGGCUUUCCCGUAAUGCUUGCCACCCUAAGCGUUGCCUCUGCCUACUUGCUGAUCGCACACACGUUGUAA
Messenger RNA from Drosophila serrata, 1977 nucleotides. Its product is annotated as P protein-like. Gene Ontology annotation, biological process: transmembrane transport. Lineage: Eukaryota; Metazoa; Arthropoda; Insecta; Diptera; Drosophilidae. The record is from RefSeq and is a predicted model, not a curated record. Gene Ontology annotation, cellular component: membrane.